CAGAAUUUAAAAAGCUGCCUUAACCAAGAUCACUACGUUGAUGUUUUCUCCCACUUUGCCCAUUUCAGUCCUUCCAGAAUAGGAGGUCAGACAGACAAGCUGUAAGCCAGUCUCCACAGAUACCUUCAGAGCAGUAUCAAGAAAAGACCUGUCUUCUGUGAGAACUUAAUCUGAAGCACGCAGAAAACAAUGAAGUUCUGCAUUUGCCUCAUCAUGUUCAUCUGUGUCCUUCUUCCUGUGCUGGGAAACCUCAGGACAAAAUAUGGUGGUGGUAAUGUUGAAGUACGAGAAUUUGAUGAGUGCUGGGUACAACCUCCAUCAGAGUACUGCGCCAACAGGUGCAGUAAGCUACUAAAUUGCAUAAAUCCUAAUCAUACAUGCUGUUGGACCUACUGUGGAAACAUUUGCCUGGACAAUGAAGAGCCUUUUAAGACAAUGAUAAUCCCCUAAAUUCUAUCUGGCCCACAAGGGCUGUGAGCAGAAGAAUGAGGCUGUGUUAUAGGAAGAGUGCUGCCUGGUUGCUUGGAAUAGUCACUUGCUCCAGCUGAAAGCCUCUUUGCUGUCUCUUUGACCCCUUCAUCCUGAGAAGACUCAAGAUGUUUGCCAAAUAAAUGGAUAAAUCAAUCUGAA
Octodon degus (degu) is the source of this 630-nucleotide messenger RNA. It is a transcript of the gene Wfdc9, whose product is annotated as WAP four-disulfide core domain 9. The transcript is spliced from 4 exons. Bases 190 to 450 code for a protein of 86 amino acids. The record is from RefSeq and is a predicted model, not a curated record. NCBI's taxonomy places the organism in Eukaryota, Metazoa, Chordata, Mammalia, Rodentia, Octodontidae.